AUGGCUGACUGCACCGCCGCCCACACAGCACAAGCACCCACUGACUGGGCCAUAGCCUUUCAGACGAGGUUCGACGCCAUAUGCAGGCAAUUCUGGGACCGUCUGGAGCAUCAACACCAGUCGUCAACGCCACCACGGGCCAGCGGAGGGACCCAGACACCCGCAGCAUGGGAGCCAGCCAGAGCUCCAUACCCAGACCGGCGCAAGACCAAGGCGCAGCCGGAGGGGCCCCAACCGGGCAAAGCUACAGCUAAGCCGACGAAAAACAAGAAUGACAGUCCGCUUGGGAUGAGAGUCAUAAGGAGUAAGACUGCUUAUAGCUUGUUUUUAUCCAUCUACAUAACCUGUGACGGCGUACCUAACCUGUUGUUAUACUCCUAG
This is a messenger RNA of Pelobates cultripes (western spadefoot toad), 381 nucleotides long. Lineage: Eukaryota; Metazoa; Chordata; Amphibia; Anura; Pelobatidae. The record is from the annotation of a GenBank genome assembly.